Vespa velutina is the source of this 4067-nucleotide messenger RNA. Its product is annotated as phospholipid-transporting ATPase IF-like. Bases 474 to 3938 code for a protein of 1154 amino acids. The record is from RefSeq and is a predicted model, not a curated record. The transcript is spliced from 20 exons. NCBI's taxonomy places the organism in Eukaryota, Metazoa, Arthropoda, Insecta, Hymenoptera, Vespidae. Gene Ontology annotation, cellular component: trans-Golgi network; plasma membrane; endoplasmic reticulum. Gene Ontology annotation, molecular function: ATP hydrolysis activity; ATPase-coupled intramembrane lipid carrier activity; magnesium ion binding. Gene Ontology annotation, biological process: phospholipid translocation.
UUUUAUCAUGAUAAUAUUAAGUUGUUCAUUAAAGGAUUGCAAGAAUCAAGAGUCAAUCGUCUAUAGCAAUCGACAUUAAUUUAAGCAUUUUACCGCGUUGAAAUUUUAAAUAAAAGAAGUUUGCAAUCUCGUAAAAAAGAUAGUGGUGCAUCGAGAAAAAAAUUAAUCAUUUCAAAUUGUGAUGAAUAUUUCAACGUAAUAUUAUAAUUUUUAUAAAAUUCUGUAAAUAUUUAAUCAAUUUUUCUAUACUUUUUAAACAAAAAGUGCGCUUGAUCGAACGUUUUAGAUAGAUCAUCCCCGAUUACGAAUAUGAAUCGAUGAUAGAAAGUAUUGUUUGGGGUGUGAAACUUCAAUUAAGGACGAAUGCGCAUGUACUUAAAAAUCUUCUCACAUAUGAGACAUGUCAGAUGUGACAUAUGAGACGUGUCAGUUACGUCAACACCUCGCACCUCUGAGCUCAGGCAUAGAAUGCGAUGUUUAGCAAUGUGUCAAUUACUUUUUUAACAUCGAACGAAAGAAGAAUACGCCAUAAUGCAAUGUGGAAUCGUACAAAUCGAUCAUUCUUUUCGCGUUGGAAAAUAGAACGGACGAAAUAUCUGUGUUUGUUGGCCGAGGACUCUUCGAUAUUCACCGGACAUAGAAUCAUUAGAAUAAGUCCUGACAAUGUCCCAUCAAAAAGCCAAUAUCCGAGGAAUCGUAUCGUUUCACAUAAAUACACCUUGUGGAAUUUCAUCCCUAAAAAUCUAUUCGAACAGUUUCGGCGAAUAGCAAAUUUCUAUUUUCUUCUUAAUACAAUAGUAGCAUUGUCGAUAGAAUCUCCAAUUUUACCAGUGACCAGCUCAUUGCCCUUAACGUUCGUCAUUUUGGUGACUGCUUGCAAACAGGGAUACGAAGAUUAUCUACGAUAUAGAGUAGAUAAAAGCAUUAAUAAAAGAUAUGUAACAGUUAUUCGCAACAAAUGUGCACAGGAAAUUCAUUGUGAACAAAUAGUCGUAGGAGAUAUAGUAAAGGUAAGACGAGACGAGGAUGUUCCCUGUGAUCUUCUUCUUUUACACAGCGACGAAAGUUCUGGUUAUUGUUUUGUUACAACGUCAAACCUUGAUGGAGAAACAAAUUUAAAGUCGUUACACGUACCGAAAAUCAUAUCCAAGAUGCCCCUACAAGAGAUCGUAUCGAUGCAAGCGACUAUAACGUGUCAGGCUCCAAUGCCAGAUCUUUAUAGUUUUAAUGGAAAAAUGGAAAUAAAAAAUAAUUCGAACGAAGUGACGACGAGUGGAUUUUUAACGAUAGAUAAUAUGUUGCUUCGUGGAGCAAUAUUAAAAGACAUCGAUAGCGUGAUUGGUUGUGUCAUUUACACCGGUAAAGAUACAAAAUUAUCGUUAAAUUCGAAAACAGUACCGAAUAAAUUUUCAACGGUAGAAAGAUCCAUCAAUAAAUACCUUACUGCUUUUAUCAUACUUCUGCUGUUUGAAAUAAUUAUUUCAACGAUUUUUAAAUUCAUAAUAGAAUCAAAUUCAACGUGGGACGUCUAUUUGGGGGAGAAAAGUUCCACAACCCCGUUGUCUCUUUUUAUAGAUUUACUCAGUUUUACUAUUUUAUAUAAUUACAUCGUUCCUAUAUCGUUAUACGUUACGAUCGAAAUACAAAAAUUUCUAGGAUCUGUUUAUUUCAAAUGGGACAUCGAUCUAUACGACGAAGCAUCCGAUCAACCAGCAUUGAGCAACACGUCGGAUUUAAACGAGGAACUUGGUCAGGUCGAGUAUUUAUUCACUGAUAAAACUGGUACGCUAACUGAAAAUCUGAUGGUAUUCAGGCGAUGUUCCAUCAACGGACAAGUAUAUAUAGAAAAAGACUGUGAUGGAAAUCUUUAUUUAUUACCACCUAACGGAGACGAAAGGGAGGCUGUAAAAUUACAAUCGUGGCAGUCUGAAAUUUGGCACUUCAUGAUGAGUAUUUCUCUUUGCCACGUUGUUCAAAUUGCACCACCAAGUCGGAAGUCAACGAUUAGUACGCAACGCUUAGAGUAUCGUAAGAGUUUCAGAUUAAAGACGAUUACCAAAGUUAAUAGUUCGUUGCUUAUGCAUCCAGAUCUUCCAGAAUAUCAAGCAACAUCGACGGACGAGAAAGCUUUGGUAGAAGCAAGUGCGAGAUGCGGUGUUAUAUUUCACAAAGACACGAGGGACACAAUGGAAAUUAAAAUAAACAAUAGUAUUCUUAUUUUUACGAAAAUGGACAUAUUAGAAUUCAGUUCUGAAAGAAAAAGAAUGUCGGUAAUAGUUAAGGAUACUGCGGAUGAUUUGUGGUUGUAUUGUAAAGGUGCGGAUACAUCGAUUUUACCUUUAAUUAUAGAAGGAGACGUCGAAACAGCAGCUGCUCAUGUAGAAGAUUUCUCUAUGAGAGGAUUGCGUACCUUGGUAGUGGCUUAUAAAAAAUUAACCCAAAGAGAUUAUACACGGUUAACACGUAAUAUCGAAGUUGCAAGACAAGUCAUCGGACAAGAUCGAGAAAUAUGCAUACAAUGUGCCUACGAAGAAAUGGAAAGUGGUCUAACUUUACUUGGAGUAACGGCGGUCGAAGAUCGUCUUCAAGAAGGCGUUGAAGAAACGCUCGAGUGUCUAAAAGUAGCUGGAAUAAAGAUUUGGGUACUUACCGGUGACAAAGCAGAAACAGCAGAAAAUAUAGCUUUCUUGUGUGGUCAUUUUAAAAAGGGUACUGAGAUACUACGUUUAAUGACACAAACAACGAAGCAAACUUGCUUCGUUACUCUUACCAAUUUCGAGCGUCAAAUGAAAUUGGAACCUCAUAAACAGUAUGGAUUUAUAAUCAAUGGAAGUUGUUUAAGUUUGGUUAUACAAACGUAUCCACAGUUGUUUAAAAAGAUUGCAAUGUCAUGUGAGUCAGUCGUAUGUUGCAGAUUAACGCCUCUCCAAAAAAGCGAGAUCGUACAAAUGAUAAAAAAUACAAAAGGAAUAAUAACCGCGGCGGUAGGUGAUGGCGGGAACGACGUUUCUAUGAUUCAAGAAGCUCAUGUCGGUUUAGGAAUAAUGGGUAGAGAAGGACGUCAGGCAACGAUGUCAUCGGAUUUCGCAUUUACACGAUUUAAACAUCUGAAGAAAGUAUUUCUUGUACACGGACAUUGGUACUAUCGACGAAUCAGCAUUUUAACGCAAUACUUUUUCUAUAAAAAUUUUGUCUUCAUUACUCCACAAGUAUUAUUUGGUAUACACAAUGGUUUUUCUACUCAGGGGCUGUAUGACAGUAUGUUUCUGAUGUUAUUCAAUGCAUUAUUUACAUCAGUUCCAAUAGUUUUAUUUGGAUUAUAUGAACAGGACUAUUCUUCCAAUAAACUUUUAAGCAAUCCAUAUUUAUAUAAGCUUCAUAAAAAGAAUUUUUUAUUAUCUUGGAAGCAAUUUAUAUUGUGGUUCACUAUGGGUACAUGGCAAACUUGUAUAAUAUAUUUUGUAAUAUAUUUUUAUGUAUAUAAUAAUCCUAUAAUCUUAUAUGAUAAUACGCCAGUAGAACUCUGGUCUUAUAGUACAUGGAUAUUACAUAUGGCUAUAUUUGUCAUUAAUUGUCAGUUAUUAGUAUGCAGUUCAUAUUGGACAGUACCAUUUGUAUUUAUCAUUAUAUUAUCUGAAUUAUCCUUUUAUAUAUUUGCAUUUUUAUAUUCUAUGACAAACGUACGAUAUGACGGUGAUAUGCUCUCUGUAUUUCCCAAAUUGCUAUUAUCAAGUGCAUUCUGGUUACUUACUUUUGUAAUACUUGUUGUUUCAUUAAUUCCUGGAUAUUUAAUUAAAAUUUAUGAGUCGUAUAGACCAAAUAGAAUUCUUCGUAAAAAUGAAGAAACUCCAGACAUUAUGCAUUUUGUUGAUGGUGAUAAUGAAACAGUUACAUCUUAUCAACUUCAGGAUCGAAACAACAGAAAUAUUUUACCAUAGAAGGGUAAUUUAGAUUUCAAUAGGGACGAAUAAAUCAAAAUUAAAUGCAUUAUAAAUGCUUUUACUUUUUUUUUAUUACAGUAAAAUACUCUGUAAUAUAUUAUUUAUUUUUAACUUCUUUAUAAAUUU